Molecule: messenger RNA, 1737 nt
Organism: Colletotrichum aenigma
Lineage: Eukaryota; Fungi; Ascomycota; Sordariomycetes; Glomerellales; Glomerellaceae
Product: putative MFS-type transporter
Exons: 4
Coding region: 1-1737 (578 amino acids)
Biological process (GO): transmembrane transport
Molecular function (GO): transmembrane transporter activity
Source: RefSeq, a predicted model, not a curated record
AUGGAGAAGGACGUGGAGAAGGGGGACGGCGAGGUUGCGAGGCCGAGGGAGAGCCACCUUGCCGUACACCCGGGCAACAGAGUGUCGCUGGCGAGGGUAUCGAUCGGAGGACCGCCGCCGCCGCCGCCGCCGAAGGAGGACGUACCCCGGCCGAUGACGAGCUCGACGAGGAGGUUAUCGUUCUCGACGACCUACAGCGAGCGCAAGAUCAAGUACGGCACGGGGCGGCAUUCACAGACAGAGCUGAGUCCUCAGCCGACUGAUGACCCGGACGAUCCUUUGAACUGGCCACAGUGGAAGAAGGAACUCAACUUUGUCGCGCUUUUGAUGACGGCUGGUCUAGUGGGUGGGAUGAAGACGGCGUACAUCAGCGUCAACAGCGUGCUCGCCGUCCGUUUCAACGUCUCAUACACGGCCGUCGCGUCACUCACCGCCGUGCCGCUCGUCAUCUCAGCAUUCACAGGCCUGUUCAGUGUCGUGGCGUCCAAGAUCUGGGGCAAGAGGCCGGUGUAUCUCGUCUCGAUGGUCCUCAUCUUCAUCGGCGCGAUAGCGAACAUGGCAGCGGGGAACAACUUUGGCGGGUGCAUGGCCGGUCGUGUCUUCCAGGGGUUUGGCUGGGGAGCCUUUGACACGCUCAUCCUCGGUUCCAUCCAGGAUACCUACUUUGAACAUCAACGCAAUGUUCGCAUCACGAUAUACAACAUCCUCACCGUCGCGACGACCUGGGGCGCGCCCCUCUUUGGCGGUCUCGCCUCAGCAAACGCAGGCCGCUUCACCGUGCAAUUCGAAAUCAUCAACGCCUUCCAGUUCAUCGCGAUCCCGCUUCUUCUCUUCGGCGCACCCGAGACCGCGUUCGAGCGGUGGUUCAGCAGCAGCCCCGCCCCGACUCCCGGAUCCGUUACCUCCUCGCCGUGGGCGUCGCAACCCCCGAAGCCUCUCGGAAGACCCAGCGUCGAGGACGCCAAGGCCUAUCUGCGCACGAUGAAGCCCGUGUCGUUCUCGGGAACGAUGGACUUGCGGACGAUUUUGCAGGCGCCGAGGGCCUUUGUGGCGCCGACGACGGGGCUGCUCGUGGUGGUCACGUUCCUCCCGUACUGCACUCUCUGGGGUCUCUCCGAGUCCCUGUCGCUUUUGUUCUUCCCCAUGCCGUGGAUGCUCUCCGAGUCAAACAUUGGCGCGCUCAUGACUGCGCCGUUCCUCCUGGCCAUCAUCGCCGUCGUCGCGACAGCCUUCUGGCGCCGACGCGCGUCGGACUACACGCCGUAUUGCAUCGCAUGCACACUCGCAGCCGGCACAGUCCUCGCAUCCUCUGGCAUCCUCGCUUUCGGCCUCAAGACGCACGACGUCAUGUCCGAGGUCUCCGCCAGCGCCACCGCGCCCUCGAACGUGUUCGCGACUGACGGCGUCGGCACGCACCUCUCCUUCCCGCUCGUCUCGCUGCUGCUGGGCCUGCUGGCCGCAGGCGUGGGCACCCUCGACACGGCGAUCCGGCCCGUGAUCUGGCGCUCGACGCAGUUCACGUCGAGCAACAUGAACGUGUGCCUGCGGAAUGUGGCGGACAUGGAUGCUGGCGUGGUGUGCUGGCGGAAUUUGCUGAGUGGCGUGUUUGUGAUGACGGUGCCCGGGGCGAUUGUGAUGUGGGCCGGGCUAAAGGCGACGGUGGUCGGGCUGGGGGUCACGCAGGUGCUCGUGGGCGUGGCGGGGUGCGCGCUGUGGUGGAUUUAUGACGAGAGGUGA